AUGGAACCACUUACAACCCCUGAUCCGGUCCGGUUCUCCAAGGCCGUGGGGCUGCCCUUCAUCGGCUCGAACACAAGCGGCAAGAUUUGGUUGUUUGCAGAAGAAGGCUCAACUUUUGAUGUUGAUUGGUACUCCGAACAAAUCUUUCACGGGAGGCUCAAGUCACAUCGCAUUGCUAGCCCUCUAGCUAUCUCGGCCGUGUACGCCAAAUGCACAAGAUCUGAGAGAUACCUUUUGUGGGAUAAGAUGAGAGAGAUCGCUGGAACCCUCGAGGGAAUACCAUGGAUUAUAGGUGGUGACUUCAACACCAUUCUAUCCCACCGGGACAGAACUGGGAGCGACACCAACUGGCAGGCCGAGAUGGUCAAUUUUGCGGAGGCAAUUGAGGAUUGCCUACUCGUGGACCCAGGGUUCGAUGGGGCGGAAUUUACUUGGGCCAAAAACGGUUUAUUCGAGGCCACCCGAGUAACGAACCUCCCACGGAUCGCCUCGGAUCACGGACCUGUCCUAGCACGAUGCAAAAUGUCGGACAUUGCCAUCGGGGGGAAGGGAUUCAGGUUCCAGAACAUGUGGAUCCGACAUGAGGGAUUAUUGGCUAUAGUUAAGAAUGCAUGGGAAGAGCCCACUGGGGCGGGCGGCCUUCUUAACAUCCAAAUUAAACAUUCCGGAGUUAAAAGAGCACUAAAGGAGUGGAACAAAGAGGUUUUCGGGACCUUUUGA
Salvia splendens (bonfire salvia) is the source of this 720-nucleotide messenger RNA. RefSeq lists its product as uncharacterized. Bases 1 to 720 code for a protein of 239 amino acids. The record is from RefSeq and is a predicted model, not a curated record. Lineage: Eukaryota; Viridiplantae; Streptophyta; Magnoliopsida; Lamiales; Lamiaceae. The transcript has a single exon.